Molecule: messenger RNA, 1128 nt
Organism: Aspergillus viridinutans
Lineage: Eukaryota; Fungi; Ascomycota; Eurotiomycetes; Eurotiales; Aspergillaceae
Product: J domain-containing protein
Exons: 2
Coding region: 1-1128 (375 amino acids)
Biological process (GO): cellular response to misfolded protein
Cellular component (GO): endoplasmic reticulum membrane
Molecular function (GO): Hsp70 protein binding
Source: RefSeq, a predicted model, not a curated record
AUGCCAUCCGCUUCAGCAUCCGGCGCGGAUACUGGCGGUUCAGCCAGAUCACGCGAACACAACCAGGGGAACCAGGAUCGCAAAUACACUGCGGAGCAGAAGGCAGCCGUGAUUAGGAUACGAAAAUGCUCGAGCACGGCGUACUACGAGAUUCUAGCCUUGGAGAAGUCAGCGUCGGAUGGGGAGAUCAAGAAGGCAUACCGCAAAUUGAGUUUAUUGACACAUCCCGAUAAGAACGGGUAUGAAGGGGCGGAUGAGGCAUUUAAGAUGGUCUCUCGUGCUUUCCAAGUGCUAUCGGACCCGGACAAGAAAUCCAAGUAUGAUAAGUUUGGCGGAGAUCCGGACAGCAGGUUCACACCUAGUGCUGGGCCCUCGGGGGCGUCUCCUUUCGGUGGCUUUGGUGGUGGUGGGUUCCCGCGGUCAGCGGGUGCUGGUGGUCCUAUGUUCGAGGAGGAGAUAUCGCCGGAGGAGCUGUUCAAUCGCUUCUUCAAUGGCGGGUUCGGAGGAGGAGGGUUCGGCCCUUUCGGUACGCUUGCCACACAUCCUUUUUUUCUUGUCUCUCCGAGAGCCCAUGCUUACGGAUGCUAUCUAGGAGGCCCUCAGUUUGUUUUCAACAUGGGUGGAGGUCCAGGUUUCCGGGUACACCAGUUUGGAGGGCCUCGACCGCGACGAAGACCUCGCGAAGCCAGCGCUCAAGCCGAAGCCGCACCGUCUGGCUGGGCAACGUUCCAGUCACUACUCCCUCUUAUCCUUCUAUUCAUGCUUCCUCUGCUCUCCUCUCUUUUCUCUGGCUCGUCGUCUCCUUCCGGUCCUUCCUACAGAUUUGAUGCCGCUGUACCCCCUCACACCAUGCAGCGGACGACACCGAAAUACAGCGUCAAUUAUUUCGUCAAUCCUAGGGACGUGGAAGACUACAGUGCGAAGAAACUUCGCCAGUUGGACACAAAAGUGGAAGUGGACUAUAUAACCAAACUGCGGUACGAAUGCGAGAGCGAAGUACAUGCUCGGGACCGGAUGAUGCAAGAAGCCCAGGGCUGGUUCUUCCCAGAUGUAGAGAAGAUGAAGGAGGCGAGGGCCAUGGAGCUUAAGAGCUGCCGGCGGUUAGAUUCUCUGAAGGGGAGAUAUUAA